Papilio polytes (common Mormon) is the source of this 2093-nucleotide messenger RNA. Its product is annotated as proton-coupled folate transporter-like. The record is from RefSeq and is a predicted model, not a curated record. Gene Ontology annotation, molecular function: transmembrane transporter activity. NCBI's taxonomy places the organism in Eukaryota, Metazoa, Arthropoda, Insecta, Lepidoptera, Papilionidae. Gene Ontology annotation, cellular component: membrane. The transcript is spliced from 7 exons. Gene Ontology annotation, biological process: transmembrane transport. Bases 342 to 1772 code for a protein of 476 amino acids.
CUCUUUGUCUGUUUUUUAUUUUUAAAACAGUGACAUGUGUCAAAUUGACAUAUAAGCAGUAAUCAAGGACAACAAUGAUAUUUUUUCAAUUUCAUUUGAAUAUGUUAAGCGAUGGUUGUGUAUGGUGCAGUUCCUUAUUAUGAUAGUAAUUUUUUGUGUAUUCUAAUAGUAAAUUAGGAAUGACAAAAAUAUUAGAAGAAGACUAACGGACUUGUUUUAGUCUCAGUGUUAUAAAGUUUAUGUACCAAUAGAAUAUGAUACAAAGUUUUGAGUUUAUAGUUUUAAUUAUUCUCUAUGUGUAAUAACAGUGAGUUUUCGAAGUUAAAUUAAACGGAAUUAUAAUGGCAAAUGACGAGGAACAUCUCGAAGGAAAUACUCCAAGUAUUAGUAUACGGGGCCCACCAGGGCGACCUUAUAAAAUGACUAUUGAACUUCCUUUAUUUCUGUGCAUAUUAGGUUUAUCUUUAUCAGGUUCUGCAUUAAAUAAUAUUAUAUUUUUCCGUACAUGUUCUCAUUUAUUAAACCAUACAGAAGAAGAGUGCAAAGGUUUUUUGUCACCAAUAAGAUCUAAUUCAACAAAAUUAUUGGAGAAUGAUGUGCAGGGAUAUGCCACAUUUGUUUUAACAGUUAAAACAGUUAUGGAGUCAAUUGGACCAGCGAUAAUGUCAUUGUUUCUUGGUGUAUGGUCUGAUACUUAUGGAAGGAAGCCUUUGAUUGUGUGGCCUAUGUUAGGUUUAGCCCUGUCUUCUAUGCUGAUCGUCGUGUAUGGCUUAAUAGAUUUGAAUCCUUGGUGGUAUAUCUUAACAGUAAUACCCUUCUCGUUUACGGGUGGUUUCGUAGUAAUGUUUACAGGUGCAUAUUGUUAUGUGAGCGAUAUCGCAACUACUGAAAGUACUACACUUAGAAUGGUUUUCAUUGAUGCAACAAUUUCGUUAGGGAAUGUCUUAGGAUCACUGGUUAGCUCAUACUUAAUUCUAUUGAUUGGCAAUGUUAAUUUGUUACUAGUGACGGCUAGUUUGCAUGUUUUGGCAUAUGCAUUCACCAAUGUGUAUGUAAGAGAGUCGCUGGUUGGAGCUUUAGAGGGAGGGUUUUGUAAGAUAUUGGACUGGCUGCACGUUAGAGAAAUGGUACAUGAAUGCUUUAAAGAACGACCGAAUCACGGAAGAGUGCAAAUUCUGUUACUAAUAUUCGUGAGAUGUAUAUCAGUGUUCCUUUUGUUUGGAACUUUGGGUUUGGAAUAUCUGUACUCUAGGACAAAGUUGAACUGGGCUCUGGACGAUUACAACACAUUCUCAGCUGUGAGCACUGCUAUACUAUUUGUGGGGAGUUUCUUCGGUAUAAUGGUUGUUCAGAAGUUGUUGCGGAUAAGUGACUUAACGUUUGCUAUCAUGUCGAUGUGUAUGUCUGGCACUGAGUUUUUUUUAAAAGCAUUCGCUGUGACGUCAUGGCAGAUGUAUCUAAGCGUAUCAGUAUCGUUCUUCAAAGACUUGUCGGGCUCGUUAAUAAGGUCCUUUGUAACGAAGUCGUUUCCAGUGGAAGACAUUGCGAAGAUAUUUGCUCUGAUGUGCGCGUUAGAAGGCUUGUGUCCUAUAGUUGCGCCAAUAGUUUACAAUACGAUAUACGGCCUCACUCUGACAACUUUCCCUGGAACUUUUUAUCUAAUGAGCUCUGGCCUGAUUGCUGUAAAUGUGGUGUUAUUAGGGUUCGUAAAGUACUAUUCCUGGAACGCGCCGACUGUUCCUUACCGAUCCUUGGCUGAUGAAGAAAUUUAAACUUACAAUAUCUAGAUAAUUUAAUGAUCACGACCUCAUGGUUUACUUAAAAACACUUUAGUAAUAAGAUGUUAUUAUUAUUGUUUAGUAAUAAGUAAUAUGAUAUAUAUUUUGCAAGUACUAAUCAUCCAAAUAUAUAUAUAACGUAUGACAUAAAACGGGUUAUUGGACCACAAGACUGUGAUAUUAAUUGUAAACAAUACUUUGAAGAUCAAACAAUUUCUUUUUUACAGUACUUCUUUUUCCAAUGUAUUUUUGUAGUGGCUUUAUUUAUGUUUGGAUAUAUAAGGUUAUUAUUUUUAGUAAAAACAAAUAAGCAAA